AUGACAAACUUACAAAAAAGGAGACUGAUUCGUGAAGGGAAGAGAAAGAUUGAUCAUCACGUAGAAACAAAGUUAAUCGUGAAAAUAUUACGUGCAUGCACAAUCGAUGACAAAAAUCUUUUGCAACAUCCUAACUACUAUAAAGUUAUUGCAUGGACAGACCCCGGAGAUCCAUACACAACACAGGUAUGGGUUUCCAAAGGCAACUAUUGGAAGUAUAAUACAGAAUUGGUGAUUCCUUUAGAUUUUCCUGCAAAAUAUCUUUACCUAGAAUUGUUUAGAAAAUACUCUUGUAGAGAUCCUGCAACAUCAGAUGGAGAUGUUGCCAUAGGUCGGGCUAAGAUUCGAUUGCCGACGGAUGACAAGUUCUCUGGUGCAGCCCGUCUCGUCGAUUUUAACAGUGAUCGAUGUAUCGUGGAUAGAGGAACUCUAGAAUUGUCUUUGGAACUAAUUCAUACGGUUGUAGUAAUAUGAAAAUUAACUUUGUCAUCACUUUUUCUUUCUUAAUUCAUUUUUAAAUUUUUUUGGGGGAUUAUUUAUUAAGAUUUAUGAUAAGUUGUGGUUGAUUUGAUAUGAGUUAUUUUUGAUUCUAUCCCAUCUAUUCGUUGUAUAUACAUAUC
Molecule: messenger RNA, 620 nt
Organism: Arabidopsis lyrata subsp. lyrata
Lineage: Eukaryota; Viridiplantae; Streptophyta; Magnoliopsida; Brassicales; Brassicaceae
Exons: 1
Coding region: 1-474 (157 amino acids)
Source: RefSeq, a predicted model, not a curated record